AUACCCGUGGUGGAGGCAGGACGUGCGCCGGUUCGCUCUCUCUCUGAUGAGUGGCGUCCCCGUGCACCAUCACCCAGCUCGGUUUUUGGUUAAAGCUGAGGUGCAAGUGUUUGUGUUGUGUACUGUGCAAAAUAUUAUGAUAUAUUCCAGGAUGGGAUACCGCUCGGAAGCUUAAGUGAAGAUAUUUAUUUCUUACAAAGCCUGGUUUUAGAAUGGUAUACAAAGAUAGUAGGAAAUUACUAUUUGAAUAAGUGCAGUGCUGAAAAUAUGUGCAUUAUCUGGCUGUGCUGCAGGAGAGUUUCAGUGAUGUUUUUUUACGUAGACAGAGAAACAUUAAUGAUAUAAUAUUAAUGGCAAGCGCAGGUUGUGAGCAUGAAUAAACGUGCAGUAAAUGAACGGACUCAGCCAUGCAGGAUACACAGAAUUCAAAAGCAAAGGAUCUUCACAGCAGCUCAUUCUAUCAGGCAAGGAAAAAAACACAGGCUCGGGGAGGAGAAAAUGGACCGUGCGAACUCAGUGGAUAAAAGAGCCGAAGGACAAAGAAAACAGAAAAAGACUUGUGGCUGGCGAGUAGUCGGCCUCUCCCCGCCAGGUCGUGACAAAGAGAAACUUCAUGACACUAAGACAGCAGAAAACACGGGGCUGCGACGACGGCAUGGCCAGCGUUACCAAAAGCCAAGCAGAGGAUACCACGGCGACGGAUGAACCACUGGUACCAACGCCGAGAGCAAGCUAUGACUCAACUCUUCCACAAGGACCUGCGUUCUGUGGGGCAUGGAGCUGAAAUUUCUGUGACAGAUCGAGGGCCGCCCAUCACGCUGUCAACGAGGAUGACCUCUAGGACGACGUGGUUCGCCUACAAAUACGGUCUCGGGAAGCCGCGGCGGCGACGGAACGCAUCUAAGAUGGACUCGGAGCCUCGAGGAGGACCUUGCGCGAAUGGCCGUCCGCAUCACCGCUUCCUUGUGAGGGAUCGUAGGAGCGGGAGAGCAACACAGGAAAUGCAGCGCCAUCGCUAUGCAAAAUCACCAACCACAGAAGACAUCACCGGGGCAAAGCUUUCUUCUGAACUUAAGAGAAGAAUGAUAAAGGCCUCCCCCACCCCCCCACAACCAGUAUCCCCUCCCCCUUCCCGGACAGAAUCUCUCCAAUCGCAUUUGCAUCCUCAAGCAAUGGGAAAUUUCUUGCUCAGCAAAGAUAUUCCACGCGCCCGAGGAGUCUUUUCCUCUUUCAUACCUUUCUCCAUCAUAGCGUGAAUAUUUUAGGAAUUGCGGGACUGCUCCUGCUGGCCUGUUCCCAUGAAUGUUAAGAGAAUAAACUGAUAUUUUUAUGAAGCAUAAAUUGACAAAUUGUAUUUAUCAGAAGCAUUUAAAGUUACGUAGUAAUUUCACUUCAAAUUCUGAUGAAAGUUACAGAACGGUUUCAAAGUCAGUUUUACCCUUUUACUUGCAAUAAAAAGAUGAUGCAUUAAUACAGAAAAUCUAAUAAAAAAUAGUCCUUGACAAGAUAACUUUUCUUUGUUUUGACUUGUUAAAGGGAAGUUUGUUUUAAACUUUAUAAUCUCUAUAACUCUUGAUCUAGUUUCGACAUUAAUAAAUAUGACCAAACUGAAGAUUUAUUUUUUUUAUUCAACUAUCUUCUCCGUGAAAGAAGGAAAUCUGACCACACAAGAUAUAAAUCACACCGCCAUAUACAGUAAAAAGAUACCUAAAAAGAUCAACAAAUCAAGAACAUAUUUAUAACACCCAAGCAACUAUCUCAACGAACGUUAUUAUGUAUAGUUAUAAACAACAAUAGAAGUUACAGACAACAAAGACUUAAGGUUCAUACAGUGACUCAAGGAUAAUUCGGUUAGCUACUACACAUGAUAAACCAAGCGAGACAAGUAAAACACCCUCCCCCUGCAAUGCCACAACGGUUUUGAAGUAUUAGGUUCCUAUAAUAUAGAUGAAUUUUCUAAAGUAUUCCAAGUGAUCAUUCUUGACAUUCUUCAUGAGCUUAUCAGAAUGCAAUGCUGAUGCGAUUUUCAUAUUAAUGAUGGUAUAACAAACAGGAUAUUGCAUAAUAAGGAUCAUUUCAUGCAUAUUUUUUCCAGGUAGAUGUCUUUCAGAUUUUGUUCCCUUGCCACAUCAAUUUCACAAUCACCAUAUUCUUCGACAUAAUCAAUAGAGCUGCUAAAAAAGAGCAAAUAACAACUUAUCAUUGUUGUCCCAACACUUUUUUGUGGAUAUAUAGAAUUUCAUUCCUGUUUAAUGCACAAUCUAUAUGUGCUCACACUCAGUUUUCAUAAAUCAUAAAAAACAUUUCACUUCAUAUCAGUUCCACAAUAUCAGUACAAUGCAAGCCUUCCUACUUUGGUCAGGCUGUUUGUUUUGUUUCAAGCACUUCAGUCCAACAAGCAAUCAUCUAAGAAGGGCACGUGCAGACUGCAGAAUCAUGGACUCAAGAGGGGAUCAAGAAGGAAGAAUCUCACUACUACAGAAGUAUUGGAAACAUGCACUGUGAUGCAUUCUAUGCUGGGUAUGAUUAUGGUCGGGGAAGACAGACCUGAAUUUCAUCCUUUAGUCAGGAUUUUAAAAAUA
This is a messenger RNA of Penaeus indicus, 2582 nucleotides long. RefSeq lists its product as uncharacterized. The transcript is spliced from 6 exons. The record is from RefSeq and is a predicted model, not a curated record. Bases 702 to 1256 code for a protein of 184 amino acids. NCBI's taxonomy places the organism in Eukaryota, Metazoa, Arthropoda, Malacostraca, Decapoda, Penaeidae.